Molecule: messenger RNA, 576 nt
Organism: Suncus etruscus (white-toothed pygmy shrew)
Lineage: Eukaryota; Metazoa; Chordata; Mammalia; Eulipotyphla; Soricidae
Product: phospholipase A2-like
Exons: 5
Coding region: 1-576 (191 amino acids)
Biological process (GO): phospholipid metabolic process; fatty acid biosynthetic process; lipid catabolic process
Molecular function (GO): calcium ion binding; signaling receptor binding; phospholipid binding
Source: RefSeq, a predicted model, not a curated record
AUGAAGCUGCUCGUGCUGGCUGCCUUGCUCACAGUGGCUGCUGGGCACCGCGGUGCCAGUACAAGGAACCUCGUACAAUUCGGCAACAUGAUCUCCUGCCUGAUCCCCAACAUCAUCCCCGUGCUGCGGUUUAACGGCUAUGGCUGCUACUGUCGCAGGGGCGGAUCGGGCACCCCCGUGGAUGAGCUGGACACGUGCUGCCAGAUCCACGACGAGUGCUACGACCGGGCCAAGCAGCUGGGACUCUGCUCCUACUUUCUGAACGUCUUCGAACCCUACUACACGGCCUAUUCCUACUCGUGUGUCGGCAGCAACAUCACCUGCUUCAAAAAAAACAAGCCCUGUGCUGACUUCAUCUGCGAGUGUGACCGCGCAGCUGCCAUGUGCUUUGCCAAGGCCCCUUACAACAAGGAAAACAUGAACCUGGACAAAGAGAAGCACUGCGUGUGGCUGAAUUUGAGGGGUGUUUCCUGCGACCCCAAGGAGGAGCUCCCGACCCUCCCCACUGCUGCUUCUUCACUCUGUGUCCCUCAGUCCCCCACAGGACCUUCUGGUGUUCUGGUGUUGGGACCCUAG